AGACGUCGUGUAGCGUCGCAUCGGUUUGUUUUCUUUUUUUACUGGCACCCGAACCAUUGCGGACGAUUUUCCGAAGCAAUGUAACGCUUCGUAACGCGUUCGCCGCAUACUGCAUCGGUCGGACAUGGCUACCGCAUCACAAACAGAACCAGUUCGGAGUGUUAUUUUGGAAUUGAAGUGCACAAAAUAGUGUUGGAAUGUUUUACAUUAAUUGUGAAAUGUUUAAUCAAAAUGUUUAAUGCAACAUAUGGUGAUAGACACUAAUGGAUGCGAAACAGUUUGAAGGCCAAAUACGCCGCCACUGCAUCCAAACCGAUUUGCUGCAGUUUUGCGUUGAUGCGUCUUUUUCCAGCGAUGCGCAUUACGGCCAACGUGUUGCAGUGAUGACGGAUUCAAUUUACCUUCGGCAUUCAUUCGAAGGCAGUCACACUACAAUCAGUCUACUAAUGUGUCACACAAAACCACGAUUUAGCACACCAACUGCAGUUCAAGUGCAGCGCACGAUCAACAACAGCUGAUUCCCGUGUCGUCAUCACAAAAACAUUCACUUACAGUGUUUUUUCCCUCGAGUAAAGAGCACAUGUUGCGGGCACAGGCAGAAUGGAAAACUGAACAAAAAAAAAAAAGCUGAGAGCGAGACCAAAUCCCACUUUGCGUACGUUCACACAGAGAAACGAAAAAAAAUAGACGAACGCAACCCGGUGUGCCGUUUUUCGGGUACGGUUUCGCUUAUUUUUAGCCCCAUUCCGACCGCAGAACACUUCGAGCGGUCGUCCUGAGCGGUUCCCGCGCUGAGCGUUUGUCUGCCGCGCCAAGUGACGUUAGUGGGAGAGAAUUUUCUAUCCGAAAUUGAGACAUCGGUCGUCUCAACGUUUGCCCAAUUGUUCGAUAAUUGGGUGGAAAAGUGGUCGCGAUAAUUAAUACCCACGGCUUUGUUUGGUAGGGGCGAGCAUAUAAAAUGUCCAACGUUUGGUUGCAAAACUCGGUCAAAUUACUGGUGCAGUGAGGUGUGAAAAUUUGGGGAAGAAAUCCCUAACCGUACGUGAGAGCGUGUGCGUGUGAGUGUGGAAAAUUAUUUUUACCCCACAGUCCCCAGUCCGUGUCCGUGUCGCGGUGGAAGCCAAUAACCGUUUUGGGGGAAGAAAAAAACACACACACGCACCCAGUGAGCAGUGAGUGGUGAGUGAAAUAAAAUCGUUUGAACGGACGGUGAAACAUGGAUGCGUCUAGCAGUGGGAGUGCGGUGCCGGUGGUGGCCCGCAGGCGUCGCCGGGCGGCCAGACAGCUGCGUGAAUCGACGCCCGAUCCGGCCCGCGACGGAAGCGUCGGCAGCCAGUCGAACUCGUGCGACGAUCAGAGCGGAUCCGAGUCCCGCGGCCGCAGCACCGUGGAAAGCAGUCCAUCCUCCUCGAAGAAGAGUUUGAUCGAGCGGGCGAUCGAUUAUGGAAACUCGCAUCGGAAUAAAAUUCUCGCCCGCAAGGAGAAGAAGCUGUCCAGCGCGGUCGCACCGAGGAGUCGAUCGGUGCCGCGCGACGAGGGCGAUGUACCGAGCAGUCCGGAAAUAUUCUCACUACUAAGGCGGGCCAAGCGAAGUCUGUCCGGUGCACGCAAACCCAAAACGGACGACUCGAGCGAUGGUGGCCGCAUCUCCGACACGGAGGUACGCAAGCGGCGCGAACGCAUCGAACGCUUCCAGACCGAACGAUCGCGCGAAAGCUCGGAAGGCAAAGCGGCCAACCCACUGCAAGCCAAUCUGCAGCGCUUCAACGAAGAGCGGCGCAAAUUCGAGCUGGAAAAGUUAAAGUUCUUGCAGGAGAAGCGUGAGCUCGAUCGGAUGCGACUGCGACGGUUCGAGAAGUAUCGGGAGGAAAUGCUGGAAGAGCAAAGCCGCAAGCUGAAGGCAAAGCUGCAGGAAGAGCGUGCCAAGAGCAUCGAAGCUACUCCGAUGCCUCCGCUGGCACCAUCCGUUGCUCAUCGAGCUCGUACUCCAACACGUCCAACGGACAGCCUGUCGCCAACCGUUGCGAAGAAGAAGAUACUGAUCGUACCGAAGGCACGCUCAUCUAGCCGAUCGGCCUCGACAAGCGAAGAUGAGGGUCGUUUGUCGUCCGAUGAGGAGAAGAAGCAGACAGUUAGGCGUCGCUUUUCGCCGCGGAAGCCGAAGAGGACGCGUUCUUCCAAGCUGGAGUCGAUGGCGAGACGCACCCAUCCGCGGACGGAUGGGAUCACUUCGCCCGAAUCGGAGCUACCGUCAGACUAUCAACCGGAAGAACCGGAGCCGGUGGUUCGGAAUGAUGCUCCGGAGGAGGCAAAACCGGAUCCGGAAAUGGUGCUCACACACCGACGAGUAGCUGGACAGGAGGGUGCAAAAGAGGAGCAGCAGUUGCUUGUGGAGGAACCGAAGAAGCAAACGCUUGAGGAGGAACCAAAACCUCAAGAAGAAAAGGAAACGAAUGAGAAGGAUAUUGAAGCAGUCAAAGAGCUUACCCCUCAAGAAGACGGGCUUAAGAUACGACAGCGACGCAGGCCACUCGUGCUGUACGUUGAGCAGCCCGGGGAGAUCUUCAGCUGGCGACAGAUCACGCAAGAGUGGUACGACAUGUGGCAGGAUUUCCUGGACGAUCACCCGGAGGAGCUCGUCCGGAUGAAGGUGCAGGUGAACCACUGCCUGUUUUACUUCGCAGUGAUGGUAUUGCUGUGUGGCGUAGGUGGCAUUGCGUUCCGGCUGACCGAGGGUACGUUCGAGUCGCAGUACAAGUGUGGCGUGAAGCGCGUCAAGCGCGAGUUCAUCGAUCAGCUUUGGCUUUCCAGUCACAAUCAGAGGGAAGAGGACUGGAAGCUAUCGGCACGCAACCGGUUGCGCAAGUUUGAGGAGGAGCUGCAGAUCGCGUUCGAGGCGGGAAUGAAAACGUACAGCGGCAACACGGCCUGGAACUUUGUGAACGGCGUCAUCUACUCGCUUACGGUGGUGUCAACGAUUGGAUAUGGACAUAUUUCACCGUCUACGACGACCGGCCGGGCGCUGACGAUUCUGUACGCGAUCAUCGGCAUACCGAUCUUUCUGAUCGUGUUGGCCGACUUUGGCAAGCUCUUCACGAGAGGUAUCAAGUUCAUGUGGGCCUACGUGCGACGGUUGUACUAUACGGGCUCGGUUAAAAAGGUUCGCAAGACUGCACAAGUCCAGGAGGUAAUGAAGGGCCUCAAUGUCGUCUACGAUAUGGUCAGGCGACCGAGUGCCGAUAACGAACUGCAGGGAGCAACAACCACGACAACCGUGGCCGCCCAACAACCCCAACAAUCCACACCGCCCCCACCCGUCCAAAGACCUCCGUCGGAAGCUCCAACGGCAGCCGCUUCCGGUACCGGCAUCGAAGCCAUCCCCGUGCCGGACACCCCAACUACCCCGGUGCCCGAAACGUUCGAAAUCGACGACGAGUUCAAUCUGCCCAUCUCGGUCGCGAUCGUCAUACUGGUCGCGUACAUGCUGUUCGGGGCCCAGAUCUACUGCACGUGGGAAAACUGGAGCUUCUUCGAGGCGUUUUACUUUGUGUUCAUCUCGAUCUCCACGAUCGGGUUCGGCGAUUACGUGCCCCAGCACCCGAUCUACAUGAUGUGCAGCAUACUGUAUCUGAUCUUCGGCCUGGCCCUUACCUCCAUGUGCAUCAACGUGGUGCAGCUGAAGCUGAGCGACAGCUUCCGGCAGGCCAGUGCAAAGAUCGGCGCAACGAUUGGGCUGCAGAUGGCGGAAGCGGCCUCCCAGCAUCAGCACUCACCGGUACACACACCGAUCGAGCUGGCCGCAGUACACACCUCCACACCUACCAGUGCGGUGAACGUGAGCCUGAAGGACACACCGACCUUACCGGCCCGACCGUCCAGCUCCGUACCAAAGCCAGACAAGAAGGAGUAGUGUGGGAGAGCGGGUUAUCUGUUACAUGAAAACAGUACGCACAAGUACAAUGCACCAAGAAAUGGCACGGGAUGAGGAUCGAAGCGCAGAGGAGGGGGAGCGGGUAUGAUCGACGGAAACGCUCUUAUUUAUAUUAGCUAGGACUAUAUAAACAAAUAAAAAAGAAAAGAAAACUGCAUUAUUAAGUCAAACGGACGCGGGACCGAUACGGGAACCUGCCGCGCAGUGAAGAUUGUUAUUUAAUGUUAAGCUUAAGGACGAACGUUAACAAGACGGACAUUGUGUGCCCGGGUUUUUUUUUGGGGAUGUAGAGGGUUGGGGUUGAAUUUGAAAAGCGAAAGCCAAACAAAGAAGCAAAAAAAAAAAAUAAUAAAAGAUAAAAGAUAUACGCUACAAGCAAGGGGAGCUUCCAGCUUUGCUAGUUAAGCGCGUGUUUUAAUUGCUCGGAAUGAUCGAAAUAAAUGCUACUCCAUAUUUUGAAAAUUACAAUAGCAAAAGGGUUUUUGAAAGUAAGAAUAGAUGAUUUUUAACUCGAAAUAAAACAUUUGCAGGGUGUGUCUUGUA
This is a messenger RNA of Anopheles arabiensis, 4474 nucleotides long. RefSeq lists its product as uncharacterized. Bases 1217 to 3910 code for a protein of 897 amino acids. The record is from RefSeq and is a predicted model, not a curated record. Gene Ontology annotation, molecular function: potassium ion leak channel activity. Gene Ontology annotation, cellular component: membrane. Lineage: Eukaryota; Metazoa; Arthropoda; Insecta; Diptera; Culicidae. The transcript is spliced from 5 exons. Gene Ontology annotation, biological process: stabilization of membrane potential; potassium ion transmembrane transport.